Messenger RNA from Coturnix japonica (Japanese quail), 1964 nucleotides. It is a transcript of the gene PSMA2, whose product is annotated as proteasome 20S subunit alpha 2. Gene Ontology annotation, biological process: ubiquitin-dependent protein catabolic process. The record is from RefSeq and is a predicted model, not a curated record. Lineage: Eukaryota; Metazoa; Chordata; Aves; Galliformes; Phasianidae. Gene Ontology annotation, cellular component: proteasome core complex, alpha-subunit complex; proteasome core complex.
UGCGUCCUCGCGCCGGAAACGGGCAGGGCGAUCGGGCAGUCCGUGCCUGCGCACAGAGAGCUGGCGAGGAUAGCUUGGGGGCCGCUUGCAAGAUGGCGGAGCGAGGUUACAGCUUCUCCCUCACUACCUUCAGUCCUUCUGGGAAACUUGUUCAGAUUGAGUAUGCUUUGGCUGCAGUGGCUGCAGGAGCUCCAUCAGUUGGGAUUAAAGCUGCAAAUGGAGUGGUGUUAGCAACGGAAAAGAAGCAGAAAUCCAUUCUAUAUGAUGAGAGGAGUGUUCAUAAAGUAGAACCAAUUACCAAACAUAUAGGUUUAGUGUAUAGUGGUAUGGGACCAGAUUACAGAGUACUUGUACACAGAGCACGGAAGCUGGCCCAGCAGUAUUUCUUGGUUUAUCAUGAGCCUAUUCCAACAGCUCAACUAGUACAAAGAAUUGCUUCUGUGAUGCAGGAAUAUACGCAGUCUGGAGGUGUUCGUCCAUUUGGUGUAUCACUGCUAAUAUGUGGCUGGAAUGAGGGGCGGCCCUACUUAUUUCAGUCAGAUCCAUCUGGAGCUUAUUUUGCUUGGAAAGCAACAGCAAUGGGAAAAAAUUACGUCAAUGGAAAAACAUUUCUUGAGAAAAGAUACAAUGAAGAUUUGGAGCUUGAAGAUGCCAUUCAUACAGCUAUCUUAACAUUAAAGGAGAGCUUUGAAGGGCAAAUGACAGAAGACAACAUUGAAGUUGGCAUAUGUAAUGAAGCCGGUUUUAGGAGGCUAACUCCAACUGAGGUUAAGGACUACUUGGCUGCAAUAGCCUAGUAGAAACCAAGUAAGACUGUGAGAAUUCACACUAAGGUCUUUUUAAUUUUGGCUCCUUCAAUGUUUUUCUUUGCAGUUUUUGCAUACUUAUUUCUACAUGGUUUGACAGAUUUUUUAAAUGUCAUGGGUGAAAAUGCAGCAGUCCUGAUGUUGUAAUAAAUUGAAUCUUAAUACAGAUUACUCUUCCCCUUGGUACAUGGAAAGUUUGUACACCAAAUACUGUACGAAAUGUAAAGUUAUACUGAACACAUAAAAAGGCAAAAUAAUAAAGGUUGAAGGCCUCUGUUUUGCGGGAAAGUGUGUGCGUCUUUUUGUUUGUCUCUAGGAAGCUGAGAUUUUGGUAUCUUCAUUGUUGAGGAAAAUUUUUUCCACGUUAGCCAUUGUGAACUUCUAAACUCUGUGCAUACAAGAGCAUUUUUUCACUUUGGAAUUUAGUGUAAUUAUUAAGUAACUUCCUAAAAUGGGUUGCUCUGGUGUAAAACAUACUUCCAUAGGCGUGUAGAACAGUCUUCGAUUUGGGGGAUGAACUGUGAUUUACUCAAACAGCUCUGCUUCUGAGUGUCUACAAUUGUCUCAGUCUUCGCAUCUUAAGAGUUUGUUUUUUGUUAGUCAUUUGACUUCUAUGAUCCUAGAAAUUGAAAUUCUUCAAUCCUGUAAUGCUGUUAGGAAUAACAGAAACAAUUGCUAUAGAUCAAAACCUAAAUGCAUUUACCAGUACUUUUAAAAAUCAAUGGGAUGUGGAAAGCAAAAUGAGAACAUGUAAUGUAAUUACUUUAUUCCUUGAAUAAUGCUGAAGUACUUUUCAACUUGCAAGAUGGAAUGGUAACGAAAAGAUCACUAAAUUUAUGCAUUGCUACUUUUAAACAUGCAGAACUAGAUACUUGAACAUUAUGGUGGGUAUAUGUACCAUUAGUUUCUUCUGGUUCUUUCUUAAGUGUGUAGUGUCUGUAGGGUUAUGUAGAAACAAACUGCACAAAAGAAAGAGGCUUAAAUAUACUUUUUUUAAAGUAGAAGUCUUUUAAAGUUACUGAUAAUGAAAUGGAAACUACAAUAGUUGGAUCAGUCUGCUUGUAUAUUAGUAAAGUUAGCAGCCACACAGGUCAAAUGUUAACCAUCCAUAACCAAUGAAGAAAAUAAAAAGUCUAAAAAAAGUGACAUACAAACUAA